Messenger RNA from Seminavis robusta, 2332 nucleotides. The record is from the annotation of a GenBank genome assembly. Lineage: Eukaryota; Bacillariophyta; Bacillariophyceae; Naviculales; Naviculaceae.
ACCGUGACCCAAAAGCUUCGGGACUGGUGAAAAUUUCGAAGCCAAGACGUCCUCGCUAAAACCUUGAACCUUGCCUCCUUCCCACUCCAAGGGUAUCGUCGCUAUCAGGAUACUUCCCAGCUAGCUCUUGAGGAGAGAGCCAGCAGAUAGAGCGAGGGCCAAGCAUACAGGCUUAGAAGUUCUGAAAUCGAAUCCUCGCUCAUCCACAACUCGGGCCACAGUGGGAAAAAAGCCGGUUUGUUCCUUUGAUAUCAAGCAACCACCAUGAAGACCAAAGGCGCCCUCUCCGUCCGAAACCUCUUGACGAGUCAAGUGAUCCUAUGUAACUUACCCGUUUUGAUUCUUGUGGUUGUAGCCUCUCUGGAUGCGGCUGACAAGGCACUCCUGGGUUCUUCCUUUCCCCUCCUCGAACGGGAGCUCCAUAUGGAUGUCGAAACGUUGGGUUACUUCUCCAUGUUUACCAAUCUCUCGUAUGCCUUCUCCAUGCCUCUCUGGGGAUGGCUCGUUCACAAGUACGGCAUGCAACAGAUUCAUCUCGUCCUCAGUGCCGCCUGCUUUUCCUGGGGAGCCGCCACCAUUGGCAUUGCCCUGUCGGGAGGGUCCGUCGUCGGUCAGGCAAUCUUUCGAUCGCUCAAUGGUAUGGCAUUGGGGUCCAUCUUGCCACUCAGUCAAACCAUGCUCGUCAGCAUGGUCGCACCCGUCAUGCGAGGGCGAGCCUUUGGGUACAUGGGCAUGUGCGAAAAUCUCGCCGGGACGGUAGCAGCAUCCAGUAUCGUGUACUUUGAAGACUGGAAACGAUCCUAUUAUGUCUUGGGAUUUCUCUCCGUCGCCAUGGCUCUGAUUGCCAAACACGAACUCACACCUGGCAAACGAGCCAAGGCGGUCACAAAGGAUGCUAGUGGGAAAGUGCAUGAUUCCGAUGAAGAUGACUCGGAUGCCAAAGAUGAAGAUGAAGCACAGAAACAGGCAUCAGACGAACCAAAGCUGACGGUCCGACAGAUUCUUCAACGCAUUGCCCAGAUCCCUGCCUUUGUCUGUCUCGUGGCACAAGGUGUCUUUGGUGGCAUUCCAUGGGAUAUGAUGUCCUUUGUGUUGCUACUCAUGGACUGGAGACAAUUCACCAAAGAACAAAUUGUGGCCCUGCAGUUCGCAACUGGCAUUGCUGGAACAUUUGGAAAGUGGCUCGGAGGAUCACUCGGGGACUUUGCCUUUAGUCGAUGGGGCAACCAAGGAAGAAUUGGAGUGGCAUUUGUCAGUGUCAUGGCUGGGAUUCCACUCUAUGGCAUGUUUUGCUUUGCCAAGACCUACUGGGCCGCAUUCCUGUACAAGAUUCUCUUUCAGAUUGUAGCAUCCUGGCCCCCCGCUGGUGCCCUGCGACCCAUUUGUGCCGAUCUGGCUCGUAAUCCCAGCGAACGAGCACAGAUUGUCAGUCUCUGGAUUGUCAUGGAAAAGACAUCGGGAUCCAUCUUUGGAGCACCCCUCGUGGGAUAUCUUACCAGUCACAUGAUGGCUAUGGAAGAAAACAACAACGACAUUGGACUAAGGGAUGAAGCAGAACUGUCGGGAAAAGCCAAUGCUUUGGCAUUGAAUUUGUUUGGAUUGUCGACAUUCUUUUGGGUCGUUUGUGCCGCGUUUUGGGUUGGCAUGUCUUUCACCAUUGAUCGUGAUCUCAAGGGAAAGGAAACACAAUUGACGACAACGGCCCACCGUCGUCAAAACGAGGCAGGGGGCGCCAAGGACGGUGAUGAACUCAGGAAACCAUUGUUGGCAAGUGUUUAGUCAUUCGUUGAAAUAGCAAAGACAAAAAAACAAAGAAGUCCAGCUUAUGUAGAUGUCUCGAAGGAAGGGAACAAAAAAGGGCACCUAUUUUAGAGCAAGCAUAGCGUGAAAGAGUGGUCCGACAGCUAAAAAGAAAACCUGCGAGAUGAAAGUCACCUUGCCGUAAACUAAGCACAUCAAGGGCUUCUCUCUUGGUCAAAUGCAGCUUCCUGUGUGGAUACAUGUACUGGUUGUGCACCACCGCAACCUUGCAGCACAAUCUUCGACCGUACUACAGCAGGAACUCAUAGUUUCUAGAUGUUCUAUUUUCUUCUCAUAUUGGCGACUUGCGUUUUCGCCCUGCCAGCCUCGUGUUUGGUGGGCUGCUGCUCCAAAUGCUCGGAUUCUGGCGCAAAAGACCAUACUGUGCGUUGAACAGGUCCUCGUCGAGCAAAUCGUUGGUCAUGGUUGUCCGGCAUAACUGUUCUGUCAAGCAUUCCCGAGACGUCCCCGAAUCCCAUGCCUCCUUGCGACCCACACGGUUCAACAACGUGUAGUACCAAAUUUGUUCGUC